CUCAGUCUCACAUUAAUUACUGAAAAAGAUACUUCGAAUCUGGAAAUAUGUCCCAAACUGUUGAAAAUGUCAGUGAAUCUUUUAAAAAAUUCGGUUCAAUUGAUUAUGCAGUUUUCAUCUUAAUGCUUAUCAUUUCUGCGUUGAUCGGAUUAUAUUUUGGUUAUAAAGAUCAUCAGAAGCAGAAGUUCAAUCGAUUCAAAUCACGUCGUGGCUCAGUGGAACUUGAAUAUUUACUGGGCGGAAAAAAUGUUCAAGUCUUCCCAGUUGCAAUGUCAUUGGUGGCUACAUUUGUUUCUGGAAUCACAUUACUUGGUACAAGCACAGAAAUAUAUAUUUAUGGUAUUCAAUAUGCUUACGUAAUGGCUGGGCCCUUGUUUUUGGGGAUUUACAUGCACUACAUCAUUAUUCCAGUCUUCUACGAGUUAAAAGUUGUAAGCAUGUUUGAGUAUUUAGAAAGACGCUUUGAUAUGAAAUUACGUCUUUUUGGCUCUGUAGUAUUAUCGGUGUCAACAAUUACAUGGCUCCCAAUAGUCGUUUACGUUCCAGCUUUGGCCUUCAAUCAAACCACAGGUGUAGAUAUUCAUAUUAUUACACCUGUUGUCAUGUCUGUUUGCAUAUUUUAUACACUUUUGGGUGGAAUAAAAGCUGUAAUCUGGACAGAUGUCAUUCAAAUUGUUAUCAUGUACAUAGUCAUGGUACUUGUGAUGAUCAAAGGGACAGCAAACAUUGGUGGUCUUAGUGCUUUAAUAGAUAUUAACAUGGAAGGUGACAGAUUUGAGACUCCAGAUUUCCGAAUAGAUCCAACAAUUCGUCACACAUUUUGGAGUUUGUUUGUUGGAGGUGGCUGGUAUUGGAUUAUUUGCAAUACAAAUCAAAGCGUUAUACAACGUUUUCUAGCACUUAAGGAUGAGAAGACAGCAAAGAAAGGUUGCAAAAUUUAUGUUAUUGCAAUCACUAUUCUCAUUUUUAUGUGCAUUUAUAACGGUCUUCUUCUUUAUGCUACAUAUCAUGAUUGUGAUCCUUUGACGACUAAACUGGCCAAGGCAAAUGACCAGUUGGUACCACUUUUGGUAAUGCAAAUUUUAAAGGAUAUUCCUGGUCUUCCAGGUUUGUUUAUUGCUGGGGUUUUCUCAGCUGCUUUAAGCACCUUAUCAUCUAAUCUCAAUUCGAUGGCAGCAGUUGCACUUGAAGACUACUUCAAACCGGUGUUUAAAAAUAAAAUUUCGGAAACAAUGAGUGGAUUUGUAAUGAGAGGCACAGUUCUUAUUAUUGGUGUUCUCUCAGUAGCACUCGUGUAUGUUGUUCAACACCUUGGUUCAGUUUUAGAACUUUCAAUGAGACUUCCAGCUGCUUGUGUUGGAGGAAUGUUUGGAAUUUUUACAAUAGGAAUGUUUUUACCAUGGAUUGGAAAACGAGCCACAUUUUAUGGGGCUUUAGUAUCUUCAGCUGUAAUGACAUAUAUUGUUGUUAGAUCACAGCUAGACUUGGCACGAGGUGUUAUUGGAUAUGAAACAAAGUCGACUUCUGUAGAAGGGUGUCAAUAUAAUUUUACUUUGAUUGAAAAUCUCUCCAAGCCAAUUCAUGACGACGAAAUCGCCGGCCAAUUUCAUCACAUGUCUUACCUUUACUACAUGCCGUUCGGUGCUAUGAUCGGAAUUGUUUCUUCAGUAAUUCUGAGUAUGUUUUUUGGCUUCGAAGAUCCCAACAAUGUUGAUUCGAAACUUCUAGCACCGAUGGUUAGAAAAUAUUUUCAAUCUAAUAACAAGAAAAGUGUUACUAAACAUAAUGAAGAAAAAGAAAUGAUUACGAUUAAGUUUGAAGACAUGAAAAACCAAAUGGAAUGA
Clunio marinus is the source of this 1844-nucleotide messenger RNA. The record is from the annotation of a GenBank genome assembly. NCBI's taxonomy places the organism in Eukaryota, Metazoa, Arthropoda, Insecta, Diptera, Chironomidae.